Cyphellophora attinorum is the source of this 1059-nucleotide messenger RNA. Its product is annotated as Zinc-type alcohol dehydrogenase-like protein PB24D3.08c. The coding region runs from base 1 to 1059 and encodes 352 amino acids. The record is from RefSeq and is a predicted model, not a curated record. The transcript has a single exon. Lineage: Eukaryota; Fungi; Ascomycota; Eurotiomycetes; Chaetothyriales; Cyphellophoraceae. Gene Ontology annotation, molecular function: oxidoreductase activity, acting on the CH-CH group of donors, NAD or NADP as acceptor.
AUGGCCAACGACAAGAAUUUAGCGCUCAUCUACAAGAAGCUGCCCCAAGGCUUUCCCAAGGCCGGACAGGACCUCACCGUCGAGGACCUUGGCGCCGAUGCCGCCAAGUUGCCUUCAGACGGCAUCGUCGCCCGAGUUAUAUAUUCCAGUCUAGAUCCAUAUCUCAGAGGCCUGCUCCGCGACCCAUCAGUCAAAAGCUAUUUCCCACCACUACAGCUCGGUGCUCCCGUGAAGUCAGCUUCGGUCGCCAAAGUCGAACAGUCAAACACCGAGGACUACAAAGUAGGUGACCUCAUCGUCGGCCGCCUCCCCAUCCAACAAGUCGUGGCCAUCUCGGGCGAAGAACUCGAGCAGCUCAAAGCCGCGGGUCUCAACAAGCUGGAUACUACCGGUGGCCCCUCCGACAUCGACCAGUACCUCGGUGUGCUGGGCAUGCCCGGCCUCACCGCGUACUCAUCGCUGUACGAAAUCGGCAAGCCCCAGAAGGGCGAGACCAUCUUCAUCUCUUCUGCCGCUGGCGCCGUCGGCCAGCUCGUCGGGCAACUGGCCAAGCACGAGGGCCUCCGUGUCAUCGGUAGCGUCGGCAACGACGAAAAGCUGCAGUACAUCAAAGACCUUGGCUUCGACGACGGCUUCAACUACAAGACUGAGAAGCCAAUCGACGCUCUGCGGCGGCUUGCCCCGGAUGGGGUGGACAUCUACUACGAGAACGUCGGUGGCGAGCAGCUUGAGGCCGCGCUCGAAUGCAUGAACACUCAUGGUCGGAUCGUUGCGUGUGGUAUGAUCAGUGAUUAUAACGUAAAGAAUCCCGAGGAUCGAUACCCAAUUCGCAACCUCAUGAUGGUGGUUGGGAAGCAGUUGACUAUGCGCGGCUUCUUGGUCGCCAACAAGGACUUUGGCCCCAAGUGGCGUCAAGAACAUCAGCAAAAGGUCCGGGCAUGGCUGAAAGAUGGCAGCUUUAAGGCCAAGAGCCAUGUGUGGAACAUUGAGGACGCUGACAAGGGCUUUGUUGGAAUGUUGCAGGGCGAAAAUCACGGGAAGGCUGUGGUGAAGUUAUAA